ACAACACUGCUUCCAACUUCGGUGUCACAACCACGGAGCUUACAGCCAUGCAACAUCACCCUUAAACACCAACCAUAGCACAAAAGUGAUCAUUUUAUCCAAGAUGACGGCUAAAACUCUGGAGAAGGUGCAGCCUCUGAAUCUCGCGGGGUUUGAGAGUUUGUACUCCGUGGAGGACAUGGCCGCCGGGUUGCCAACUUCUGUUGCCGUUUUUCCCAACUCGGACUUAGGAUCGCAUUACGACCAGAUGACUGCAGAUUCCUUAAUGAGCGCAGAGAUGAGCGCAGAGAGGCGUUCUCUGGACUUCUCUUACUCCAACGGCUUCUCCCAACCUUCUUCUUCUUCUUCUUCUCACCGCAACCAGACUUUCACCUACAUGGGGAAGUUCUCCAUCGACUCCCAGUAUCCCACCAACUGGAAGCCCGAAGGAGUCAUCAACAUCGUGUCGGGCAUCUUCAACGUUGCGCAUCCUCCUCCUCCUCCUCCUCCUCCAUCUUCAUCCUCCGCUUCCCCCGUUUCCGCCGGGUCCCCCACUCACUUUUCCGGCGGCAAUUUGAGUUGCACCAUGGCCGCGGCGCACCACCACAACCAAGCGGAGAUGGAGCACCACCACCAGCUUUACUCUCCUCCCCCGCCCUACUCCUCUUCUGCGUGCGGGGAGUCGUACCAGGAUCCGUCCGCGUUCCUGUCCACUCCCUACCCGCCACCGUCCUACUCGUCCCCGAAGCCGCACAACAGCAGCCAAGACGCGCCGGGUCUCUUCCCGAUCAUCCCCGACUACCCCGGCUUCUUCCAGCCGGCGUGUCAGCGCGACAUGCCAGACCGGAAGCCGUUCGGCGCAUGCCCGCUCGACUCCUUCCGCGUCCCGCCACCUUUGACCCCGCUGAACACGAUCCGAAAUUACACCCUGGAAGCAGGAGGCCAACCGAGGCUGCCCUCUGCCUACAGCCCCCAGAACCUGCCCCUGAGGCCGAUUCUGCGCCCCAGAAAGUACCCGAACAGACCCAGCAAAACGCCCAUCCACGAGCGUCCCUACCCGUGUCCGGCGGAGGGCUGCGACCGCCGCUUCUCCCGCUCCGACGAGCUGACGCGACACAUCCGCAUCCACACCGGACACAAGCCCUUCCAGUGCCGGAUAUGCAUGCGCAACUUCAGCCGCAGCGACCACCUCACCACGCACAUACGCACGCACACCGGGGAGAAGCCGUUCGUCUGCGACUUCUGCGGACGCAAGUUCGCACGCAGCGACGAGCGCAAGAGGCACACGAAAAUCCACCUGAGGCAAAAGGAGAGAAAGUCCUCCACGGUCUCGUCCUCAUCAUGCAACAGUUCCACGUUGGAGCGCACCGCAACAAACGCGAUUUGUUCCUAGGUGGGACUGUGUGGGUUUUUUUUUUUUUUUUGGUUUGUUUUUAAAAA
Molecule: messenger RNA, 1419 nt
Organism: Nerophis lumbriciformis (worm pipefish)
Lineage: Eukaryota; Metazoa; Chordata; Actinopteri; Syngnathiformes; Syngnathidae
Gene: egr2b
Product: early growth response 2b
Biological process (GO): regulation of transcription by RNA polymerase II
Molecular function (GO): DNA-binding transcription factor activity, RNA polymerase II-specific; RNA polymerase II cis-regulatory region sequence-specific DNA binding
Source: RefSeq, a predicted model, not a curated record